CUGACAAAAGAAACCAAAGUGAAGAGCCUUAUUGUGAAACUGAAAGGAGACGCGAAUGUACACUGGACGGAGGGCAGUGGAGACGACGAGAGCAGUUACAGUGCGAACAAGAGAUACUUCAAACAUAAAGAAUACCUGGUGGGAGAACAUUCCAGAGGCACUGUACUUCCCCAAGGAGACCACUGUUUCGCUUUUGAGCUUAAAUUCCCACAGGGGGACUUUCCGUCAUCCUUCAAAGGGGAAUAUGGAAAGAUCGUCUACAUCCUUGAAGCAAAGAUGUCGAGGAGCUGGCGAAUGCCUUCGAACGUACAGAAAGAGCUCAAAUAUGUGUCAAAGUGCUUUUCACUCCCUGGCCAAGUAGCGUGUCCUCAAUCUGGUUCCGUGAAUAAAGACGUUGGGGUUUUCUCCAAAGAACGGGUCCAAAUGUCUGCUACCGUUGACAAAAACAUUUGCUCUCCAGGUGACACUUUAUCUUUUGUUGCCAAAAUCAGCAACUCCUCUUCCAAAACAAUGAGGGCCAAAUUCAAUUUACUGCAGACAACAGUGUACCGCGCCAGUGGUUCCACUACUUCCAGUGAGAAAAGUCUGUGCAAAAUGGUUGGGGACAAUAUCCCAGUGAACUCGGAGGAAACUGUCUCCUGCCAACUGAAGGUUCCUGUCGAUGCCAUCUACACUCUCCAUAAUUGUGAAAUCCUCUCAGUUGACUAUUGCGUCAAGGUGUAUUUGGACAUCAGUUUCGCCACUGACCCAGAGGUGAUAUUUCCACUGAACAUCGUUCCUUCUGGCUUUGCUAACCUUCACCCUGGUCAGGCUAUGGGUCCUUACCCAGCUGGGGCUGUUGGGGCCCCAAGUUACAGUGACUUCCCUCCCCCUGCCUUCCCUACUGGUCCAUAUCCUAUGCCAGCAGGUCCAGGUGCUUAUGGAUACCCAGCACCAAAUCCCACUCAACAGCUGAACCCAACAAGUGGCUACAAUCAGUGGCCACAACAGCCUGCUCCGUAUGGCUAUCCAAAUGCAGCUUUCCCACCAGUGCCGUAUCAAGCCCCUACUGCUCCACCUAUGUUUCAACAGGGAGAACACAAAUAGUCUAGAAAUACAAACACAUGAUGAGGGAAUUUGAGCUAUUUGUAAUGUUUUUCACUGGGUUUAUUACUUUUAUUACAAAUGGUUAUUCAUUCAUGACAAUGCAAAACAAAUGUUUUCAUGCCCUUUAAUUCGACCAGUAGCUGUGUCCUCAUCUUCACUGAGACAUGGCUCCACCUCAACAUCCUGGACCAGUGUGUUCAGCACUGACAGAACACAAAACACUGGCAAGACGCACCAAAUCAUAACAGAUGUUAUCUCAGGACUGCCGGAAGUACUGCUUUUAAUGGAUAAACAACUGUUUCCUGUUUCCUGAAGAAACAGGAAGGUGACCCAUAUACGGAGUUGCUGCAGCGGCCUGGGUUCAUUAUGUGAAUUAUGUAACUUGGUUUUAAAAAUCCAGGCUUUCCAGAGUAUUGAAAGACAGAAACAGAAUAUGCAAAAGAGUAAACAAAUGAAGACACAGCACAAACGGUAGCCCACAGGGAUUUAUUUUUUAUUUGAAAAGGCCUAAUGACCAGUAGUAGUUACAGUAGUUACAGGUGGACAGUCACCCAUAAGACAUGUAUGUUGCUUUGAUCCUUGGACAAUAACAAUAGCAUUUCAAAGGAAAUCUACACUUUUGGGACCAUGUAUGUCCCCCUGAAGAGAUAUGAGGAGGAAUGCAUGGAUGCUCCAUUCAUCUAUAUAAGUGAUGUAUGCAUAAAGGGAGGUUGCAUGAAGUUUUGAUCUCGCCUACUUGUAUGAUUUAUGACAUAUGUUGCAAGUGGCAAAAAAAUACUCUCAUAUUAUUUCACACAUUAAACAUUAAACCUAUAAGUGGUAGUGCUAACUACCAAUUGCACAAUAUACGUUUACUCUGUUCUAAGUUUAGAAUCAUAGGCUAUACAUAGGCUGCAUCCAGACUGCAGGCCAAAGUGACGCUAAUCAGAUUUGCUCAUAUAUCUGAUUUUAGCAUGGCAGUGUGAACAGCAUAAAUCAUAUGGAAUCUGAUCUUUUUAAUUCAUUUUCAAAUGUGGUCUCAAUCACAUCCACCUCAAAUUUCUUGCAAUGUGAUCUCAGUGUGAACAGUCAUAUCAGAAUGCUUGUGACUUUUACAUCACUUUAGAUUGACAUUCAUCGUGUGGGUCACUUCAGGACUGGGAAUCUGUUCACACUGGAUUCUGAUGUAGACCACAUUCAAAAAAUAAUGUGAACAGCCAAACAAAAUAAUAAAUAAGUAAAUAUCUGCAGCUGCAAGAAGAAACUUUGGCAGGUAUAUUGUCUCAGGCUGAUUGCAACUCAUAUUCAGCACUACAGGAAUGACAUUGGCUCCCAGGAAGUCAGGCUCUCAGCAGUCACCACACUGGGGAGUGUCUGAAUGCACCAAGACCCGUAUAAAGGUGUCCACCUGUAGCCCUGCAUCUUUUGUGGUGAUAGUGACAAGACUGGGAUAUGGGCAGAGAGGCAAGCUUCCAGACAUGCUCAUGCUCCAAGAAAGGCCACCUCACCCCCUUUUUGGUCCCACACAAGAAUUCACUUUGGUCUUCCUUUCAAGGAAACAUAUGAGUAUUUUGGAGAAGGGACAAAAGUUUACAUAGCAUCUAAUUGUACCAUAAUCAAAUUACUUUAAACAAAGCCAAAAAACUAAGGAGGAUAUAUAUAUUAUAAUUUUACUAAGUAUAUAAAAUGUCCAGUGUUAGUUAGAUGUUCUUUUGCCUCAUCUUCUUUACUAGCAGGGCAGCAGGUGGCGGACACUUGUUAACCAGACAUUGUGCAAUGGGAGAGACAGCAAACAUAACUGACACCAACACCAACCUCUCCACCAUCUGGGGAAAUCGUUGGAACCUGGGACUCUUCCAAGUGCUGUCUCUGAUAUAGACAGAUAGGCUAAACUAUGUAAGACUCUCACUGGCAGUAGUUUACUGAAUGUUGUCUUCCUACAGUAUGUGACUCUUAAAAGUAAUAUAUAAAAGUAUAUAUUUUUAGAUUAAUUACUUUCCAGCCAGCUAGUGGUGUCAGGUCAUGCCAGUGUAGUAUAAAUGUAUAUUUGCUGAAAAUUGGGACAGACUUUAAAGGAAAUCCAUUGUAUAUAAGAAUGAAUCAUAUUAUUUGUUCAUUUCUGUUAACAGCAUCACUGUGAAGUUAUCAUAGCAAUGCCGAUUCAUGUUGCCUUUACAUCAGGCUUGUCUUGCAUGAACUGAUUUCCUUCUUACUACUGAAGAUAGACAAACACAACUAUCACAUCCACCAUCAACACUUCGAAUUGACUUGUUCUUGAUUUGUAUGUUUAAUUUUGCCCACUUCCAGUUGAAGGUCUAUCUAACUGAUAUCAGUUGCAUGAUGUAUUCUGCUGUGGCCUGCAAUUAGAUUACAGAUCGCCUGCUUUCAGGCCGAGGAUCUAAUUUAGUUAAGUGCACUUAAGACAGCCAGCCACAAAAUGGCACCACUGUGACUUGUUUUGAUCAGAAUCAGAAUCUUUAUUUGUCAUUGUCACAAGUACAACGAAAUGUGGCUUAUACUCAGGCCAAAGAAAUAAAACCUGUGAUGUUCAGUUUUGGUCAUCGCUUCUAGUUGACUUGUGUCUUUUUUCCACCACUUCAGUUGAAGGUACAAUGGGCAUUGAUGUCACACAACCAUAUCCUAUAAUACAUUAACCUCUCUCACGCCAGAGGACCAAAUCUCCUGCAUAUCCCACCAUGGUUUUCUUCAGUAUGAACUAUGGUAAGUUUGGUAAACUGUAGUCAAUUAAAGACUGAAUGUAUCCUCUGUAUUUCCUAUUUAAUCCAUGGAAAUGUCCACAAUACUGUAUUUUGGUUGAUAAAGGCCUUAGCAAUUUUCCUUCCAGAUUUCUUCAGUGUAAAUGUAGCAACUUUUCUACCACUAGGCAGAGCUGAGAAACAGCAACGUUUAUGGUGGGUGUGGUGCGUUGUAAUAUUUGGAAAGGAGUUUAAAUAGGCUUUUAUUUUCAGGUUCAGAGUCUUGACUGAAAAUGAACUAAAGCAUGAACAACAAUCAUAUCUUAGAAAGAUGUAAAUGUUGUUGAAACGUGGGCUGUGUAAAAUGAAUGAUGUAUGGGGAUUGGCUGGUAGAUUACAAUGCUGGUACUAAGCUCUUUGGCUCUGGUCCACUUGCAUGUGACUCUUCCUCAGUGUUUACUCUGUGAGUGCCUCAACACACACCAAAGUACACAUUUUAUAUAUUUGUAUAGAUUUAAUGAAACAUGCAGAAGACGGACGAGGACAUACUGAAAAGAAAUAAGUCUACUUAAUCUCCUGUUCCUUAUCAACUUCCCCUGUAUUUCCUGUGCCCCUCCUCUUGUUUCUAGGACAUAAAAACUGGACAACAUGUACAGUAUCAAGAAAAACACCUUUGAUGUUUUAUUUUUAAUAAAGUGUUCAACAAGGAGGCAAAAUAUAUACUUUCCUUUAUUUUCAAGUCUGUGGAGUUUAACAUGUGACAGCUACUUCUGUCUGUUUCAUUACAUAAUACUUAGCAAACCUGAUUUGUUCUACUCUCACACUGGCAG
Morone saxatilis (striped sea-bass) is the source of this 4591-nucleotide messenger RNA. RefSeq names its product arrestin domain-containing protein 3-like. Gene Ontology annotation, cellular component: cytoplasm; plasma membrane. The record is from RefSeq and is a predicted model, not a curated record. Gene Ontology annotation, biological process: protein transport. NCBI's taxonomy places the organism in Eukaryota, Metazoa, Chordata, Actinopteri, Moronidae.